Messenger RNA from Vicia villosa (hairy vetch), 1061 nucleotides. RefSeq lists its product as uncharacterized. Bases 256 to 708 code for a protein of 150 amino acids. The transcript has a single exon. NCBI's taxonomy places the organism in Eukaryota, Viridiplantae, Streptophyta, Magnoliopsida, Fabales, Fabaceae. The record is from RefSeq and is a predicted model, not a curated record.
UUCAUAUAAACAUCCCUAACAUCUUGUUCCCUUGAUUCCCUUAGUUGUAUUUCUACAUAUUCUAAUGCCAACACACAUUAACAUAAUUUCUCCCAUCUCAUAGACAACUUAGUAUUAAACAAAUCAAAUAAAAAUUAUUUAUUGUCAGAAUCCAACAUUAGGAAAUUUCAUCAAAAGAUUGAUCAAACCCCACGAUUGUAGAAUCUCUAUAUAUAACCAUCUUCCAAAGAUUAUAAAUCUCACAUCUUCAGAAAAAUGGCCAAGUUCAUUUUCUUGUGCUUUUUAUUAGCAAACACUCUUCUAUGUCAUGUAAUGGCUACAACAACUACUACAAACAAACCUCAAAGUAAUGUCCAAUCAACUUCAUCACCAUCUUCAAAUGCUCCUUCUCAAAGUCCCUUUAGCCAAAGAACAAAAGAAGUUGAAUCCUCUAUUGGAAGAAAACUUGGUAAGCACCAACAUAAUCAUGGUGCUAUGUCACCAAGUCCUAGCCCUUUUGAAGGGAGUAUUCUUAGUCAUGAAAAAACUUCUGUUUUGGAUUUGAAAAGUCAUUUUCAUUUGGUGAAACAUCAUCAUUCAUUUGAUAGGUCUAUGGCUGGUGGAGGUGUUAUUCUUGGAGGACUUGCUACAACUUUUUUGGUGGUUGUUUAUUGUUAUAUUAGAGCCACUUCAAAGCACAAGUUAGAUACUACUAUUACUACUACCUAGUGCUCAAAAUUUUUGUUUUUCUUGUCUUAUUUUGUUUGAUGUGUAUAGUUUGGUUUGAAUAAUUUUUGGUUCACUUCUGGAUCAAUUGUUUGUUGCCAUUGAUAUAUCAUAAAAUACAAACUUUUGAUUAUUUUAGGAUAUAUCAAGGGCUAUAUUAAAAACUCAUCUGUUGUGAACCAAUGUUCAGUUGGAACAUAUUCACACAACUUUUUUGUGUGUUGUAUAGAAAUAUUGUAUAAAAAAUCUAUCUUUAUGUUUGACCUAAUUUUCAAUGAAGAGUAUCUUUAUGUUCGACUUGAUUUUAAAUGAAGAGUGAUUAUCAAUAAAAUGUAUUAAAAACCAUUUGAUCUUAA